Messenger RNA from Brenthis ino (lesser marbled fritillary), 2013 nucleotides. The record is from the annotation of a GenBank genome assembly. Lineage: Eukaryota; Metazoa; Arthropoda; Insecta; Lepidoptera; Nymphalidae.
AUGUCACGUCAUUCGAGUCACGAACGAAUAGUAACAGUAGCCGGCAGUGCUGAAGUCCUGGAAUGCAUAAAGGAAGUACAGCCUUCCCCUAUUUCCUCAUCAAUUAUAAAAGACUCAUCAAUUCCAAAGACUGAAGAACUAGAAGAUGAUGUGAAAGAAAAAGUUAUAUGUCCAUGUAAAGCUGUAAUAGACGCAGAGAUUGAACUAAAACAUUCAGAAGAAAUCGAAAGAUUGUUAAAAGAGAAAGAAAUAGAAAUGGAAGAAAAAUUCAAAAACCGCAUGGAACAUGAGAUGGAAUAUUUAAAAGAUAGAUUCGAAUUGAUUUUGCAUAAUGAACAAGUCCGUGCAUCCUAUAUGCUAAGAGAAGCUCAUAGAGAACGCCAAGAAAAGAUAUCAGCGCUCCAAAAUCAAUUAGAAUGUAAGAACUUAGCUGGUCUUAUGUACGUUAUGUGUUCGGAGAGACGGAAAAAUAAGAUGGAGAUGAUGAAAAUAUGUGAAGAAUACACAAGCUACAUAGAAUCUCUACAAAAGCUUCUAACAGAGAGUCAGGCAUUGAUUUUACAUCUGUCCAGAGGCUAUAAAACUGCGGCGAGAGUUGAUAACGAAUGGCGAGAGAAAAUGAAGAAAAUCCUUAAACACUACCAAAACUUUGUGAACAAUUUUAUCGGGGGUACUCCAGAAACAAAUCAAUAUUUAUUUGAUAUAACAAAUUUGCUCAAAACUGAGGCACCUGUGAAGGAUAACCCUGUAGAAGAUCCAUGUGAUAAUGAAAAUGAAUUACCAACGAAAGAAGAGCCCGAAACUGAAAAGCCGUGGUGCAAGAGGUUAGAGGGUGACCAUCCUUUUAUAAUGUUCGGGGACAUGUCCGACUUCAAACCUCCACAAAGAAGGGAAAUCAUAAAAGCUGUGAAAGCUGCCAAGACCGCGCCUAAGAAAUGGAAAGAAUAUGCUUUCAACAACAUGUGGCUAAAAUCCACGUGUCCCAAUGCGGAUACAAUGAAGCGAGAAUAUUUCAAAAUAAAGCCAGACCCGGAUAAAUGGGAGUGCACCAUACAGACGGACAGACAGGCGUUUUCACGAGGAUCGGACACAAGUCGCCGGGUGACCACAGCAUCAGUGGACAUCCGAGGAAAUAUGGGGUCCCUUUUGAAAAUGAUAACAUCUAGUGCAUAUCGACCAGCACCUACUCCGACAUUGCUUGGAGCAAGAGAUUCUAUGGAAAUUGCAUCUACUACUAAAUUGGAUUCCUUAUUUCAAGAGAUGCGGGCGGAUAUGGAAGAAGAAGUAGAGGAAACUGAAGAGCCAGAAGUGGAAUGUAGAGAAACUAAAUCCAAACUGGACGAUGAAGAAGUUGGAAAUGAUUUGAUGUCAGCACUUGGAAGUAUUCAUAACGACAGCCUCCAAGUCAUUCCCUCACACGUGCCUGACCACGAUCACAACAUAAAUAAUGAAAAGAUAUGUCCGAUGGAGAAAUGUCAGAAAUUACAAGUAGAUUCGUUCAUGCGGUCUCUCCCCGCGUACAUGAGGGAAAGUCCCUUCGCGCACUUCGAACUAGGCUAUGACGAAUAUAAGGCUUGUUCUCCAGAACAACUGGAAAUUCUUAAAAAAAGAAUAGAAGAGAAGAAAAAGAGAGAAAGAGAUAUGGAUGUAAAAGAACAAAAUCCGUUACUAUCUUGGACGCCAAGUUUAGAAGGCGUUGGUAUUCAAACAUCAGAUAUGUCGGUAUCACUACCACCAUGCACCUGCCAAGCUCCGUGUCCCAGCCCAGUGUCUAGCAUUCAGAAAGUAUAUACGGUGGCUGAUUUGAUUCCUGUAAAACAAAAAGUGGAUGAAAUUAAAGCAAAAUGUUUCUUCGAUGACUCUAUUGAAUUUAAUCGAUUCAAAGUUAUUGGACAAGACGAAAGUGUCAUCAAUUUGUUAGUAAUAUUAUUAUUAUUAAGCAUAUUUUUUAAUGUCCAAGCUUGUUUGAGAGCUUUACUUCUUUUGAUGUCUUUAAAAGUUAUUCCCAUGGAG